AUGGCGGAUAAAAUGAAAGACGCCCUCCACGAAGAGGCAGACAAUUUCAAAGCCGUUGCCCACGACGUCGCCGUGUCAGGCGCGUAUCUCUACCCGGUGAAAGGCAUUCUCUUCUUCUCCUACCACAAAGACCUCUGGCGCCCCUUUAUCUCUCGUGCCGUCCAGACCAUCGGUCUCGGCCUCGGCGUCACAACCGCCAUGUUCUUCUUCACGUACGUCCCGCAAGCAGCCAUCAUGACCUUCACCAGUGGCCCGCUGGCCCCGAUCUCCGCCGCUCUGCUCGUCCUCAGCGAAAGCUCGACCAUCACCAAUUUUCUCGCGCGCUCGUUUGUCCUCGCUGACGCGCUGACCGAUACCUUUGAUGGCACUCUCGUUGCACGCGGACACACGGAGCUGGUCGCGAAAGGGCGCCAGAUCAAUGCUUCUGGCGGUGGAGCGGUGUCGAGACUGGGGAGGGUGCUGAACCGGCCGCUGAAGCGGAUGAGGCCAUCGGCGCUGGUGAGGUCGCUGAUGCUGCUGCCGUUGAAUUUUAUUCCGGUUGUGGGGACGCUAUUGUAUGUGUAUAUGCAGGGGAAGAAGAAUGGGCCGGUGGCGCAUUUGAGGUAUUUUGAGUUGAAGGGGUGGGAUGAGCGGAAGAGAGAGGAGUGGGUGAAGAAGAAUCAGGGAGGGUAUACCGGAUUUGGGAUGGCUGCGUUUUUGUUUGAGAUGAUUCCGUUUGCCUCGUUGAUGUUCUCGUUCACGAAUGCGGUUGGUGCGGCGCUAUGGGCUACGGAUAUGGAAAAGGCGAUGCAGUAG
Messenger RNA from Aspergillus novofumigatus IBT 16806, 795 nucleotides. RefSeq lists its product as uncharacterized. Lineage: Eukaryota; Fungi; Ascomycota; Eurotiomycetes; Eurotiales; Aspergillaceae. The record is from RefSeq and is a predicted model, not a curated record. The transcript has 3 exons. The coding region runs from base 1 to 795 and encodes 264 amino acids. Gene Ontology annotation, cellular component: lipid droplet; prospore membrane; ascospore wall.